AUGAAAUUCACUCUCGUGCUUCUUGUUGGCAUCUUGUUCUUCUGUUGUUGUUCUACUCUUCUCGUAGACCACACUCAUGCAACAACAGCAGUAACAACAUCUUCUCCUCCUCAACGUAUCACUUCUCUCCCUGGUUUCAAUGGUCCCAUUUCAUUCGCUCAAUAUUCAGGUUACGUUCCAGUGAGUACGAAUAGUACUGAAAAGAGAUUUUUGUUUUAUUGGUUUGUGGAAUCACAAAGUGCGUCAUCGAGUGAAGAUCCAGUGGUGUUAUGGAUGAAUGGUGGUCCAGGUUGUAGUAGUUUGGAUGGUUUCGUAACCGAACAUGGUCCAUUUCUUCUCAAUGAUGACGGAAAAACUUUGAGAUCCAACGAUCAUGCUUGGAAUAAGAGAGCAAAUAUUAUUUAUUUAGAAUCUCCUUUUGAAGUUGGAUAUAGUUUUACUACCAAUAAGAAUGAUCAUGUUUGGAAUGAUGUAAAAUCAGCGAAUGAUGUGUUGCAAUUUUUGGCCAUUUUCUUUUCGGAAUUAUUUCCACAAUAUUUGAAAAAUCCAUUUUAUAUUGCUGCAGAAUCUUAUGGAGGACAUUAUGGUCCAACUACUGCCGUAGCUGUUUUACGUGCCAAUCAACACAAUCAAUUUCCAUUCAAAUUCAACUUGAAAGGUUUCAUUGUUGCAAAUGGUAUCAUGGAUGAUCGUGAAGAUACCAACUCGGUUCCAAUCUUUAUGUAUCAACAUUCAUUAAUUUCCAAAUCCUCGUAUGAAGAUGGUCUCUCCAAAUGCAAGGGAGAUUUUUACAAGUUUCAAAAUUUACCAGAAUGUUCCAAUGUCAUUUCACAAUAUUAUACUUCCAUUGUAGGUGUGAAUCCAUAUGAUAUUUAUGCCAAUUGUGUUGGAGAUGUUGGACCUUUUGCUUCCAAUAAUGAGAAGGAAGAAAAUGCAUCAUUUUUGGAAACCAUGAAGAGUAAUGGAUGGAUGAAAGCAUUGACUCAAAAACAAGGAUCAUCAUCUUCCAUUCAUCCCUUAUUUACUCUGAGUGCACGAGUGGGAAGUGGUGCUCCAUGUCUUGCCUAUAAACCACAAGAAUAUUGGUUUAAUUUGAAUGAAGUGAAAAUGGCACUUCAUGCUUCACCUCUCAUUCCACAAGAUCAUCGUUGGCAAAUGUGUAACAAUGUUGUGAAUAGUUUUUAUAAUCGAACCUAUGAUAGUAUGAUUCCAUUUUAUCAGGAAUUAUUGUCGAAUGGCAUUCGAGGAUUGUUCUAUUCGGGUGACUGUGAUCUUGCUGUGAAUUCAUUGGGUUCUCAGAAUGGUAUUUAUGCAUUGAUGAAUGUGAUGAAUGGACAAAUUGUUAAACCCUAUCAGUCAUGGAUGAUGGAGAAACAAGUGGCUGGUUUUUAUCAAAUUUGGAGCGCUGGAUCAACCACCAUGACCUUUAAGACGAUUAAGGGAGCUGGACACAUGGUACCAAUGACUCGUCCAAAACAAGCCCAAACUGUCUUGUAUGACUUUAUCUUCAAUUAA
This is a messenger RNA of Naegleria lovaniensis, 1515 nucleotides long. RefSeq lists its product as uncharacterized. Bases 1 to 1515 code for a protein of 504 amino acids. Gene Ontology annotation, biological process: proteolysis. The record is from RefSeq and is a predicted model, not a curated record. NCBI's taxonomy places the organism in Eukaryota, Heterolobosea, Eutetramitea, Acrasida, Naegleriidae. Gene Ontology annotation, molecular function: serine-type carboxypeptidase activity. The transcript is spliced from 4 exons.